CACAAUGGCUUCCCGGAGGUCUGCCUUGGCCUCGCAAACCGAAAUCUCCGGGAACGACCCUCUCCGCGAGCUGUUCGAGGCCUGCCGGAAUGGAGACCUAGUGCGGGUGAAGAAGCUCGUCAAUCCGCCAAAUGUGAACGCCAGAGACACGGCAGGGAGGAAGUCUUCGCCCUUGCACUUCGCAGCAGGUUUUGGUCGGAGAGAUGUGGUGGAGCAUUUGCUGAAUCUCGGAGCGGCCGUCGGAGCGCGUGACGACGGUGGACUAAUUCCCCUCCACAACGCCUGUUCCUUCGGUCACGCGGAGGUUGUUUCACUGCUGCUCAAGCACGGGGCCGACCCCAACGCACGCGACAACUGGAACUACACGCCCCUCCACGAAGCUGCUUCCAAGUCCAAGUUUGAUGUUUGCAUAGUUCUUCUUCAAAACGGAGCGGAUCCAAGCAUCCGCAACACAGACGGCAAGACGGCGCUGGAUUUGGCAGAUACCUAUGCUCGCUCUGUGCUCACAGGGGAGUACAAAAAAGAGGAGCUGCUCGAGGCCGCCAGAGCAGGCAACGAAGAGCGUCUGCUGGCCCUUCUGACUCCCCUCAACGUCAACUGCCAUGCCUCAGAUGGCCGUAAGUCCACCCCUUUGCAUCUGGCAGCGGGCUACAAUCGCACGGAGAUUGUAACAAUACUGCUUCAGCAUGGAGCGGAUGUCCACGCAAAGGACAAAGGUGGCCUGGUUCCUCUCCACAAUGCCUGUUCCUAUGGCCACUUUGAGGUGACGGAACUUCUCAUCAAGCAUGGGGCCAACGUGAAUGCCAUGGACCUGUGGCAGUUCACGCCCCUGCACGAAGCUGCCUCAAAGUCACGGGUGGAGGUGUGCUCCCUCCUCCUGGCCCACGGUGCUGAUCCUACACUGCUCAAUUGCCACUCCAAGUCUGCUAUUGAUGUUGCCCCCACCAGGGAGCUCCAAGAAAGACUCUCCUAUGAGUAUAAGGGCCACAGUCUGUUGGAAGCGUGUCGGCAAGCUGAUUCCACAAGGCUAAAAAAGUUACUCUCGGCAGAUGUUGUCAAUUUUAAGCACCCGUACACAGGAGAUACUCCCCUUCACUGUGCGGUGAGUUCAAGCAGCGGCAAAAGACGUGGGGUGGUGGAGGCGCUGCUGAGGAAGGGCGCACCACUUCAGGAGAAGAACAAGGACUUCCUCACCCCACUCCACUUAUCUGCCGACAAGGGACAUUAUGAUAUAAUGGAACUCUUACUCAAGCAUGGGUCCAAGGUCAACGCACUAGACAGCUUAGGUCAAACCGCUCUACAUCGAGCUGGUAGAGACGGGGAUGUUCAGGCGUGUCGGGUAUUGCUACAGUAUGGUGUUGACCCCACAAUCAUCUCACUUCAAGGUUACACUGCCACACAACUUGCAACAGAACCUGUGCAAAGGCUACUCCAUGCACUUCAGCCUCUAAAGAGAGACUCUCGCCCUGCAGAAGACCCACCUGGGCCAGGUGUGGACAGUGAGCAGCAGCUUCUCGAGGCCUCAAAGUCCGGCGACAUUGAGUGUGUCCGGCGCAUCCUCACUGCUCAGCCUUACCUGGUCAAUGUGAGAGACCUAGAUGGAAGACAUUCCACACCCCUCCACUUCGCUGCAGGCUAUAACCGCGUCCCAAUUGUGGAGUACUUGUUGCAACAUGGGGCGGAUGUUCAUGCUAAAGAUAAAGGUGGCUUGGUUCCCCUCCACAAUGCUUGUUCAUAUGGUCACUAUGAGGUUACGGAAUUGCUGGUGAGGCAUGGAGCCUGUGUCAAUGUGGCAGAUCUCUGGAAAUUUACGCCAUUACACGAAGCUGCUGCCAAGGGAAAAUAUGACAUUGUGAAGCUGUUGUUAAAGCACGGGGCCGAUGUCAACAGGAAGAACCGCGACGGUCACACAGCCCUCGACCUGGUGAAGGAGAGCGAUCAGGAUGUGGCCGACCUCCUGCGGGGCGAUGCAGCCCUCCUCGAUGCAGCCAAGAAGGGCAACCUGGCCAGGGUACAGAAGCUGCUCAACCCCGAGAACAUCAACUGCAGGGAUUCGCAGGAGGGCCAAACUCCACUGCACUUAGCCACUGCAGAUGACGUACGAAGCUUGCUGCAAGAUGCAAUGAUGAGUCAGCCAGCCUUGGCGCCAGCUGCAGGUGGGGCUGCUCCUCCCCCCGUGUCCCCUGCCUCCCCAAAGCCCCCUGGCACGCCCUCCAAGAGUGCCUCGCAAUCUACAGUGUCCCCUGCACCUUCACUCAUAUCCAUCAAUAACAUUGGAGCUGAGGUGGAGACAGUCAUGAUGCCUUCAGGAGCAAGCUUGACUUUUACCCCAGUCAUGUGUUCCUCGCCGGGCAUUGGGGAUGGUUGCUGCGACCACUCCCGAUGUGAGACCACACCAGACACUACAGUCAACAUGAGCAUUGCUUCAUUUCUUAACAGUCUGGGUCUGGAGCACCUGAGAGAUAUCUUUGAGAGGGAAGACAUCACACUUGAUAUCCUAGCGGAGAUGGGGCAUGAGGAGCUGAAGACCAUUGGCAUCAAUGCUUAUGGCCACCGUCACAAGCUACUCAAGGGCAUCGAGAAACUUCUUAGUCAACACAAUGGAUUACUAGGCAGCGCUUGCAGUAGCAGUGGAGGUGCAAAUGGUUCGUCACAGGGCACACUGCUGGUCGAUCUUUGCCGGGAGGAUCGUGAGUUCAUAGCAGUGGAUGAGGAGAUGCAGGCGACUAUCCGAGAGCACCGGGACAAUGGCCACGCAGGAGGGGUCUUUUCCAAGUACAAUGUUGUCAAGAUCCAGAAAAUAAGGAAUAAACGCUUAUGGGAGCGCUAUGCACAUAGGCGUAGAGAAGUUGCUGAAGACAACAGUGGUCAGUCCAAUGAGAGAAUGCUUUUCCAUGGAUCUCCGUUUAUCUCUGCCAUUGUGCAGAAAGGCUUUGAUGAAAGACAUGCAUAUAUUGGUGGCAUGUUUGGAGCAGGUAUUUACUUUGCUGAGCAUUCCUCUAAGAGCAAUCAGUAUGUAUAUGGCAUUGUUGGUGGCAAUGGAUUACUAGGCAGCGCUUGCAGUAGCAGUGGAGGUGCAAAUGGUUCGUCACAGGGCACACUGCUGGUCGAUCUUUGCCGGGAGGAUCGUGAGUUCAUAGCAGUGGACGAGGAGAUGCAGGCGACUAUCCGAGAGCACCGGGACAAUGGCCACGCAGGAGGGGUCUUUUCCAAGUACAAUGUUGUCAAGAUCCAGAAAAUAAGGAAUAAACGCUUAUGGGAGCGCUAUGCACAUAGGCGUAGAGAAGUUGCUGAAGACAACAGUGGUCAGUCCAAUGAGAGAAUGCUUUUCCAUGGAUCUCCGUUUAUCUCUGCCAUUGUGCAGAAAGGCUUUGAUGAAAGACAUGCAUAUAUUGGUGGCAUGUUUGGAGCAGGUAUUUACUUUGCUGAGCAUUCCUCUAAGAGCAAUCAGUAUGUAUAUGGCAUUGGUGGUGGCACUGGCUGCCCAGUACACAAGGACCGUUCCUGUUAUUCCUGUUAUAGACAAUUACUGCUGUGUCGAGUUACGCUUGGUAAGUCAUUCCUGCAGUUCUCAGCGAUGAAGAUGGCCCACGCUCCUCCAGGACACCACUCUGUUGUUGGAAGGCCCAGUGCUGGUGGGCUCUGCUACCCUGAAUAUGUGGUGUACAGAGGGGAACAGGCAUACCCUGAGUACCUCAUCACAUACCAGAUUGUCAAGCCAGAGGAGGCGGGACCGAAAGAGGACGGUGCCCGGGACAACGACUGACCAGACUCUCCCAGUUUUAACGUGUCGGGGAUUCAUCAGCAUCCUCCUCGUCUUCCUCCUCUUCCUCCUGCCUCUUCGGUAUAAGGAGGACAUCAUUGGUCUCUUAGGAGUGUGGGGGUUGGGUGAGAGGGGGGAGGAAGGGAGGGGGGAAGCUGAGAAAGAAUAUUGUCUGUUGUGUUGAUUGUCAGAGGAAGUGAGAAACAGACGCUUUGUAAGAGAGAGGGACUUGGGUUGUCUUUUUCUGUUCUCUGUUUUCUUCUUUCGUCGUCAUCUUCUACUUCUGUUUAUUUUUUUCCUUUUUUUUUUUACGCAUAUUUGCAUUAUCGUAUCGUAUUUGUUUCCCCCUCCGUCUGCUUUCGAAACUGGUUGUGAAGAGAUUUUUUUUUUUUUUCUCUUUUUUAAUUUGCAGCAAAGAAGGGAGGAUCUCCAAAUAUGUACCUCGCAUGUAGCUGCACUAUUGGAGGUGAAAAAAAAAAGGGGGGGGGAAUCAAGAAAUUACAAAGAAAUUUUAAUGAAAGGGGAAGACAAAGGUCAAAGAAAUUUAUGUAUGUAUCUAAUAUAAUGCGCCUCUGACUGCUUUAAGGUGGAUAUUUCAAGAAAGGGAAGCUUUGAAAGUGGGAUGGGGGGAACACUCUAAAAUGACCCCCCCCUCCCUCCCCUCCCCUCCCACGU
This is a messenger RNA of Penaeus indicus, 4438 nucleotides long. It is a transcript of the gene Tnks, whose product is annotated as poly [ADP-ribose] polymerase tankyrase-2-like. Bases 5 to 3766 code for a protein of 1253 amino acids. The record is from RefSeq and is a predicted model, not a curated record. Gene Ontology annotation, biological process: protein localization to ciliary inversin compartment. Lineage: Eukaryota; Metazoa; Arthropoda; Malacostraca; Decapoda; Penaeidae. The transcript is spliced from 23 exons. Gene Ontology annotation, cellular component: ciliary inversin compartment. Gene Ontology annotation, molecular function: NAD+ poly-ADP-ribosyltransferase activity; protein binding.